GCGUUCCAACAAGCACCAAGGCACAGUGUUCGACCGUGUAACACAGUGUCACACUGUGUCUCCUUGCUGGAAAGCUCCCAAUGUCGCUUGCAUGAAAUAGCUGUUUUCGGAACACACAUAUGACGCUUUCUUGUGAAUAUUAGUGGCUUGUGCGCAUGCCUAUGCGUCAACGAAGGUGAUUUGUUUUGUAUAAAGUAAAUUCAGAUUUAACGGAUCACAUAUUUUUAUUCAAUUAUUUCUCCAACAAAGUCAGCAAUAUGAGCAAUUUUCAUUCGCCGAUGCGCUGUAUUUCACCCAAUGCAAGUUUUCUUCACUUUCAGAGUCCUUACUCCAAAGCCGCAGGUGCAACAAACCUUAGAUUUGAGGCAGACGCAGACAAAAGUGAAAAACAGUAUCACCUGGUUUUUCAUUAAUACUUCUUUGUUGUCUGUUGUGAUCUAUGAUAUAUUGUAUGGUGGAGUAGCGUAUAAACCAUUUUGCUGGAUUGAGUGGUGUUUGGCAUCGAUAUUAGCUUUAAACGCGGUGUAUCAUAUAGUAAGUUAUGCAAUAGCUACGCUCAGUAUUCAGCCAGUAGUUUUGAGUCCCAGACAGAGAAAGCUGCUGGGAGUAACGGACAAUGACCCACUAUUCAAAACAGAAGUACCAACUCCACAAAAACUAUCUGAGCCAAGCUCUCCACAGCAUUUUUCAACGAUGAAUCUUAGUUGGCGAUCAAAUACUCUCGGCUCUCCUGGCCUAAACGAAAGCAAAGAUUAUACAGUAUCAAGUCCAUUUUACAAGUACAAUAGUCCAUCAUCACCUCGCAAGUUAACUGUGAGUCCAAAUACUUCCUUGAACAAAUCGUUCAAUAACUCUCUAAAUGGAAGUUUAACAGGCGAAGGGCUUAUAUAUGAUGAAGUACAACUCCAGACAUAUUUGAAGGAGUUAGAACACAGAGAGCGAAAAUCUACGUCUGUAACAAAUGUGGAUCAGCCGUCAAAUUUAUUAAGCUCUUUUUGGUCACAUCCAGCGACGAGAAAUCCUGGUGAAGUUUCUCCGAUGUUGAGGCGAUGUGUCUAUCAAUUAGCACCAACUAUUGAUAAAUCGAAAUCUACAAGUCCAGGAGCUGAGGAAGGCAACUCUCCAAGAGGUAUCUUUGGAGCACCAGACAUUUGGAGAAAAUACAGGAUAGAUUCGAAUAAAGUUAAUCAAUGGACAGCUAAUCUUCGAAUGUGGAUUAGUAAAACUGUCGUCGAACGUGUAGCCAUGGAAAUAGAGAACGUUCGUUCAGCCCUAGUAAGGCAUGGUUUAAGUGACUCGCAGCCAGGCCAUGUAGGACUGGAUAGGCUUAGAAAGUUAGCUCAAUCACCAACGUUGGUGGCUGGGGUUCCAACAUUACCUGCUUUGGUACCAUUUCUUGAGUUAUCAAACAAUCAGGAUUAUCUGGUAAAAAGAAUAAAAGUUCUGGCUAAAGGUGGAUCCAUGAGUGAUUUUAAAUGGAAUGGAGGCAGUUCGUACAAUGGCAAAGAAUGGGAUAACUCAUUACCUACAGAUACAGCGAUAGUUAUGCACUUAUUUGCUUCUUAUAUGGAUACCCAACUAGAGGCUCCUUUAGAUCAACCGGAUGCUAGACCUUUUACCUCUAGAUACACGGCCAGAGCUGGUAAAGACUUGCCACGAAAUAAAGGACCCAUAAUUGUCUGCACUUCGGUUAACCCACCACAUUAUAGUUUGGCGUUAUCAGGUGAUUCAGCACCAAAUGAUUAUGAAGAAAUACAAAGGGGUCGAAACAAUAUGUUUCAUACUUUAUUGCUGUUCCUGUACAUAGUGAAGACGCGGGAUCACGGAAUGCUAGGACGUGUUAAUCUAGGAAUGUCUGGUGUUAAUGUGCUGUGGGUAAUAGAUGGUUAAGACUGAUGAGGAUACUAGUAUGUGAACUUACAAUUGUAUAACACGAUUCAUUCGUCGUCUAUUUUCACACAUUUUGAUCCGAAAAACAAGAUUUUUUUUUGAAAAAGCAUAAUAAAUAUCUUUUUGGAUAGAUUGUAAACUUAAUUGGUUUGGUAAUUAUUUGAUGACAGUUUGUGGGUGAUUCGGGCAAGGAGCUGCAAUGAUUUAUUGAGUUUAAAUUGCUUGAUCAAUUUUUAUCAUUGAACUAUACUUAUGCUUGAAUUAAAAGCAGAAGUUUUUUUCUUCAGGCAUGGAACAAAAUAUAACCCGAUCUUGGUAUUGCAACUGUGUUGAUAUUAGAACUCAUACGACUACAUUGUGAGUAUGGGGUUCAGAGUGAAGUCCUUUAACAUUUAGAAAAAGCGGAAAUGACACAAUACAGUAUUUUGAUAUAUCUUUAUUGAGUUAUGUUUAUUAGCUCUGUAAUCAAGAGUUCACACAGAUAACUGUAGUUCCGCGUAUACAUUACACUAACAAACGAAAGAUGUUUUACUGAGCUGGAUAUGGAAUACAUACUACAGAAUUUUUUGUCUGCAUUACAUAAUAAUUGUAACUGGCAUAAAUAUAACGUAAGAACUGUACUUGUUGCCUAUCUAGUUAAUGCUGCGAACAGUAUUGAAUAGAUCAAUUAAUUGAACAGUAAUUCGGGGUAUGUACGCACAGCACAGUGAUUUCAAAUUAUGACAAUAAAUUUUUUUAGUAUUUCAAA
Messenger RNA from Neodiprion virginianus, 2638 nucleotides. RefSeq names its product transmembrane protein 209. Bases 298 to 1890 code for a protein of 530 amino acids. The transcript has 8 exons. The record is from RefSeq and is a predicted model, not a curated record. Gene Ontology annotation, cellular component: membrane. NCBI's taxonomy places the organism in Eukaryota, Metazoa, Arthropoda, Insecta, Hymenoptera, Diprionidae.